CGGGAGGGCGUGCUCCGGCGACACUACUGGCACAAGGGCCGCGUCCGGGACUUGGUCAUUGCGGCUAGUAGCAGAGGCCACUAGCAAUUAGCAAAGCAGCCAAGAGUGAAAGUGUGAAACGGCUGAAAGAGAAGAAGCGCCUGCGCCGCCGGAGUCGAGUCCAUGGAGACGGUCACGCUCCGGCGGUUCGAGCUCGCCGACGCCGACGCCAUGAUGGCGUGGGCGUCGGAUCCCGAGGUCACGGCCUUCAUGGCGUGGGAGCCGUCCGAGUCCGUCGAGCACCUGCGGGCCUUCAUCGGGGGCACCGUGCUGCCGCACCCCUGGUUCCGCGCCAUCUGCCUCGCCGGCCCCGGCGCGUCCCCGGUCGGCGCGGUGUCCGUGACGCCGACGGCCGACCGGUGCCGCGCCGAGGUGGCGGUCGCGGUGGCGCGCGCGCACUGGGGCAAGGGCGUGGCCACGGCGGCGCUGAAGCGUGCCCUCGCCACGGCGUUCGCCGACCUCCCCGGCGUGGAGCGCGUCGAGGCGCUCGUCGACGUCGAUAACGCGGCGUCGCGGCGCGCGCUCGAGAAGGCCGGGUUCCACCAGGAGGCCGUGCUGCGCAGCUACUGCGUCGUCAAUGGCCGGCUCAGGGACAUGGUCAUCUACAGCUUCAUCUCCACUGAUCCUCUCGUGGAGUGAGCAUCAAAUCUCAUCAUGAUAUCAUCAGUACUUGUAUGUAAUCAGAUAA
Molecule: messenger RNA, 727 nt
Organism: Oryza brachyantha (malo sina)
Lineage: Eukaryota; Viridiplantae; Streptophyta; Magnoliopsida; Poales; Poaceae
Exons: 2
Coding region: 163-678 (171 amino acids)
Molecular function (GO): acyltransferase activity, transferring groups other than amino-acyl groups
Source: RefSeq, a predicted model, not a curated record